UGAGUCUCAGCCCGUCAAUUUAUAUAUUCAGAAUUUGUGUCCUCUUUGGGGGGAGGAGCAACUGAGGUCUUUAUUUGCCCCAUAUGGAGAUAUAAUGUCUCUUAAAAUACUUUCGGAUGCGAAUGGGCAGUCCAAAUGUAGUGGAAUGGUCAGAUUUUCCUCCCGUCCUUGUGCAGAGAAUGCAAUAAAUGCUCUCAAUGGACGACCCAUGGCAGGACAGGAUGACAAGCCCUUGAUUGUGAAAUAUGCUCGACCCCCCGCUCCUCGUCCUGUGACGUUUAACCCGAUUAUGUACGGACAUCAUUAUCCCUCACAGAAUAUCAGUCAACCACCUCCCAUGCUUCAACCUCCUCCUGGUUCUUCGUCCUAUCCAUUCCGGGCUCCAUAUCCGCCGUCUAUGCAUGUCAUGCCCCCUCAAUAUCAGCAGCCAGUUCCUCCCUACCGAUUCAAUCAAAUUGGCGAGCCGAGUUCUGGUGCGCCAAGUCCUCCUGUUUAUUCUUCGGCUUGUGUUUAUGUUUCGAAUUUGGCCGCUGAUUCGACUAUUCUGCAACUUUUUGAGCUUUUUGCCCCCUUUGGAGCAAUCACGCACGUCAACGUGUUGCCAGCUAACAUGAAAAAUGGGCAUUCGAGUGCUAUCGGAUUUGUUAAUUUUGUGAAGAUGAAUGAAGCCUUUAAUGCUAUAAAUGCUCUCAACAGGUCAGCUAUUUGUGCUGCUCCGGGGAAGGGGCUCAGUGUGUCUUUCAAACUGCCAAUAACUCAUAAUCGUAGCUAA
Molecule: messenger RNA, 772 nt
Organism: Octopus sinensis (East Asian common octopus)
Lineage: Eukaryota; Metazoa; Mollusca; Cephalopoda; Octopoda; Octopodidae
Product: ELAV-like protein 2
Exons: 1
Coding region: 95-772 (225 amino acids)
Cellular component (GO): cytosol; ribonucleoprotein complex; nucleus
Molecular function (GO): mRNA 3'-UTR binding; poly(U) RNA binding; poly(A) binding
Source: RefSeq, a predicted model, not a curated record